Poecilia latipinna (sailfin molly) is the source of this 1862-nucleotide messenger RNA. RefSeq names its product D(5)-like dopamine receptor. Gene Ontology annotation, molecular function: G protein-coupled receptor activity. Gene Ontology annotation, cellular component: plasma membrane. Gene Ontology annotation, biological process: adenylate cyclase-activating adrenergic receptor signaling pathway; positive regulation of MAPK cascade. Lineage: Eukaryota; Metazoa; Chordata; Actinopteri; Cyprinodontiformes; Poeciliidae. Bases 359 to 1726 code for a protein of 455 amino acids. The transcript has a single exon. The record is from RefSeq and is a predicted model, not a curated record.
GUACUUGACCUAUUUCUUGUUGCGUCAUCGUCUUCAGCGUCAUCUCAAUUAUAUCCAGUUCUUUAAAGUAAAAUAACCGUGGCGGAUGUGUUGAUUCUGGUGGAUUGAAAGUGAAGCUGAGGUCAUGGAGAAGUGAAACAUCUUAUGGUGAUGUGACUGAGUCUGACUCUUCAGAUUCAGUCCCCGGAUUCUGACCGGAGCGCAUCUCUCUGCUUGAGUUCCAUCUGAAACACGGAUAGGAUGGACCCGGACACGGACAGGGCGUGCUGAGGGUGACUCCUUUUCUUUCUUUCUUUCUUUCUUUCUUUCUUUCUUUCUUUCUUUCUUUCUUUCUUUCUUUCUUUCUUUCCUUCCUUCCAUGGGGACGUUUUUAAAUAAAAGUAAAAUCCUGGAACACCGAGGCCACCUGAGCCAGCCGCAGGUGGAGGCGGCCGGAGACGACGUACGUGGACCGGACCGGGUCCUUGGCGUCCGCGCGCUUACCGGCUGCGUCCUGUUCGUCCUGAUCGUCUCCACUCUGCUGGGCAACACGCUGGUCUGCGCCGCCGUCGUUAAGUUCCGCCACCUGCGCUCCAAAGUCACCAACUCCUUCGUGGUGUCGCUGGCGGUCUCCGACCUGUUCGUGGCAGUGCUGGUGAUGCCGUGGCGCGCGGUCUCCGAGGUGGCCGGCGUCUGGCUCUUCGGGCGCUUCUGCGACACCUGGGUGGCUUUCGACAUCAUGUGCUCCACCGCAUCCAUCCUCAACCUGUGCAUCAUCAGCAUGGACCGCUACUGGGCCAUCUCCAGCCCGUUCAGGUACGAGCGCAGGAUGACGCGCAGGUUCGCCUUCCUGAUGAUCGGCGUCGCCUGGACGCUCUCCAUCCUCAUCUCGUUUAUCCCGGUGCAGCUCAGCUGGCACCGCGCGGAUAACUCCAGCCGCACCGGCCCGGGCGACUGCAACGCCAGCCUGAACCGGACCUACGCCAUCUCCUCCUCGCUCAUCAGCUUCUACAUCCCCGUGGUCAUCAUGGUGGGCACGUACACGCGGAUCUUCCGCAUCGCGCAGACCCAGAUAAGACGCAUUUCCUCUUUGGAGAAGGCUCCAGAAGCCCGCGCGCAGACGCAGCGGCUCUCCACCACGACGCACACCGAAAGCACGCUGAAAACGACCUUUAAGCGGGAAACCAAGGUUCUAAAGACGCUGUCCAUCAUCAUGGGGGUGUUUGUGUUUUGCUGGCUGCCGUUUUUUGUCCUGAAUUGCGUGGUGCCGUUCUGCAACGCGGACCAGCCCGGAGCCGCGCCGUGCGUAAGCGACACCACCUUCAGCAUCUUCGUGUGGUUCGGCUGGGCCAACUCGUCUUUGAACCCGGUGAUUUACGCGUUCAACGCGGACUUCCGGAAGGCCUUCUCCACCAUCCUGGGCUGCAACCGAUGCUGCUCCGCCUCGGCGGUGGAGACGGUGGACUUCAGCAACGAGCUGGUCUCCUAUCACCACGACACCACGCUGCAGAAAGAGCAGGUGACGACGGGGCCCGGGCCGCAGAGACUCGUCCCGGCGCGCACGGCCGGGGAGCUUCAGCAGAACUUCGACAAACUUUCCGAAGAUCACCGGAACCAGCGGAAUCUGCUGCUCCCCGCCCUCCUGCAGUUUGAGUGCGAGCCAGAGAUCUCUUUGGACAUGAUGCCAUUUAACUCCUCAGAGCACAACGACUGCUGUGUUAUUCCCGGUCAGAUCCAGGACCUCUGAGGGUUUUUCAAAAACCAGGCCGAGAUGAACUGAUACCUGGAAAUAUAUCAGAUUAUUUUAGAAGAUGUAUCACCUUAAAUUAUUGUCCCCCCUUUUUAAAAAAUUUAUCUGGCUCGUCUGCAAAGCCAUGUGAAUA